AUGGACGCCGACGAGUCUCUGGACACGUUUGCAGGGAAGAUCAGCGGGAUGGCGGCGCGCUACGCGGGGCUCGGAUCGACCCUGGACGACGCCGCGAUGGUCAAGAAGUUGCUCGAUGUCGUGCCGGACCGCCUGUACGCGGCGGUGGCGGGGAUCGAGCAAUUCUGUGACGUGUUGACGAUGCUCUUCGAGGAUGCAUUGGGGCGGCUUAAGGCGUUCGACGAGAGGCUGCGGCGGCGUGGACAGGACGGCGGCGAUCGUGGCGGCAACCAGUUGAUGCUGACCAUGGCACAGUGGCGUGCACGGGAGCGCCGGCGAGGUGGUGCGCGGGACGACGACGACGGCGGCAGGAGCGAGGCGUCGGGUGCUCGAGGGAAUCGACGCGGGCGUUGCUACCACUGCAACGAACGCGGCCAUUUCAAGAGGGAGUGUCUGAGGCGGGAGAAAGCGGCGACGCCGGAGCAAGCUCUGGUGGGGGAGAUCGGCGAUGACGAACCCAGGCUCCUCUGA
This is a messenger RNA of Hordeum vulgare subsp. vulgare (domesticated barley), 510 nucleotides long. RefSeq lists its product as uncharacterized. The coding region runs from base 1 to 510 and encodes 169 amino acids. The record is from RefSeq and is a predicted model, not a curated record. Gene Ontology annotation, molecular function: zinc ion binding; nucleic acid binding. Lineage: Eukaryota; Viridiplantae; Streptophyta; Magnoliopsida; Poales; Poaceae. The transcript has a single exon.